This is a messenger RNA of Tachysurus vachellii, 5302 nucleotides long. It is a transcript of the gene mipepa, whose product is annotated as mitochondrial intermediate peptidase a. Gene Ontology annotation, biological process: peptide metabolic process. Lineage: Eukaryota; Metazoa; Chordata; Actinopteri; Siluriformes; Bagridae. Bases 503 to 2605 code for a protein of 700 amino acids. The transcript is spliced from 19 exons. Gene Ontology annotation, molecular function: metalloendopeptidase activity. The record is from RefSeq and is a predicted model, not a curated record. Gene Ontology annotation, cellular component: mitochondrion.
ACCAAUAUACCUGAAGAAGCUGCUGUUGCCUGGAGUGCCGUUAGGCGUCGCUGUACGCUGACGUUCUCAAAGUAUUUUCACACUUGCAAAUAUACGAAGAAGAAAUCUAUACCACACGUGAUCUAGGGUGGAGUCCUAAACGUCUUAUUCCUGCCUACAGUAGUGCGCUUUACACGUGGUUUACAAUAGAGGCUUGUGGUCCCUUAUGUAGUGCACUUAAUGUCUGAUUACACGCGUUAGGGAUGUAGACUGGAGGUCUGGAGGCUGGCAGGAAUUCACAUGAAUAACCUUUAAGUUACUGAUGAGGUUAUUAAAGACAAAAUGAAGUAAAUUUAGAUAUUUAGAUAGUUGUGUUGAUGAGUGAUGAGUGAUGAGUGAUGAGUGAUGAGUGAUGAGUGAUAUUAAAACGCAUUAAACUAAGGACAGCUUGUAUAACGGGGAAGCUAUCAGGCUAGACUCCCAUUCAUGUUAGUGUAUUGACUCAUUCUAUAAGUCUACAGCCAUGUUAGCACCUAAAGCUGUGUUUAUGAGCGUGUUAAAGCACAGAGUGGCUCUAAAGCUGUGGAGGAGAAACGUCACCACCUGGUCACCUGUUGGAGCUGCUUUCAACGCCAAAGCGGUCAGAAGACUGGAUCUGUUUCAACAAAAUGUGGGUUUGUUUGGCGUUCCAGAGCUGAGCUGCACAGAGGGAUUUGAGGUGAUCCAAGAGAAAGCUCUGCAGGAGACCAAGCGACUGGUGGAAAAAGCCUGCAGCACACCGCCCGGCCGCGUGACCGUGGAGACGUUCGAUAAACUCUCGGACAGUUUAUGCAGAGUGGCUGAUCUGGCAGACUUUAUCAAAGUGGCCCAUCCUGAUCCACAGUAUCGAGAAGCAGCAGAGAAAACCUGUAUACAGAUCGGUACCACAGUGGAGAAGCUUAACACGAAUGUCGAGUUGUGUAAGAGUUUAAAAAACCUGCUGGAUAAUGAAGAGGUGAGGGCCAAACUGGAUCCUGAAACAAGGAGAGUAGCUGAGCUGUUCCUGUUUGACUUUGAGAUCAGUGGGAUUCACCUGGAUGAAAAACAGAGGAAAGAAGCAGUCAAAUUGAAUGUUCGGCUACUGGAUCUUAAUAAUCAGUUUCUUAUGGGCUGCCACAUGCCAAACCGAAUAGACAUGAAAGCUCUCCCUAAACACAUCAUCCAGCAAUUUACCAAUGAAGGGAAAUACGUCCAGAUUGGAGGACUGCAUGCUGAUGCACCUGAUGAUCUGGUUCGGGAAGUUGCCUACAGGAUUUUCCUGUACCCAAAUGAAGAAAUGAUGCACAUCCUUGAGGAACUGCUGUCUUGUAGAUAUAAACUGGCUAAGCUGGUCGGAUAUGAAUCUUAUGCACACAGGGCUUUAAAAGGAGCAAUGGCCAAAAGCCCAGACACUGUGAUGAAAUUCCUGCAGCUUUUGACAGACAAACUCAAAGACAGGACUGAAAAAGACUUUCAAAUGAUGAGAGACAUGAAGUCCAGAUUCAACCCCAGGAAUCCAGACCUUAUGCCAUGGGAUCACCCUUAUCUCAGUGGUGUUGUACGGGCCGAGAGGUUUAACAUUGAGCCAAGCCUAUACAGCCCAUACUUCUCACUUGGAGCCUGUAUGGAAGGUCUGAACAGCCUUUUCACACAGCUCUUUGGUGUGUCGCUUUUGGCUGAACAGCCUAGUGCAGGAGAAGUGUGGAGCGAGGAUGUGCGCAAACUGGCAGUGGUACAUGAAUCUGAAGGAUUGCUGGGAUACAUUUACUGUGACUUCUUCUAUAGGCCAAACAAACCUCAUCAGGACUGCCAUUUUACAGUCCGCGGAGGGCGGCGGAUGGACGAUGGGCAGUACCAGUUGCCGGUGGUGGUGUUGAUGCUGAACUUGCCUCAUCCUACAAAGAGUACACCUACUCUUCUCACACCAGCCAUGAUGGAGAACCUCUUUCAUGAAAUGGGUCACGCCAUGCACUCAAUGCUUGCACGUACACACUACCAGCAUGUGACAGGAACGAGGUGUGCCACUGAUUUCGCUGAGGUGCCUUCUAUUCUAAUGGAGUACUUUGCCACUGAUUACCGCGUGAUCAACCAAUUCGCUCGCCACUAUCAGACAGGACAGCCUUUGCCUGAGAGCAUGGUAUCACGACUUUGUGAAUCCAAGAAAGUCUGUGGUGCUGCUGAUACACAACUUCAGGUUUUCUAUGCAGCCUUGGACCAGGUCUAUCAUGGCAAACCCCAAAAACGGUCAACAACCGAUAUCUUGAUAGACGUGCAACAGAAAUACUACGGCUUACCUUAUGUUCCAAACACAGCAUGGCAGCUGAGAUUCAGUCACCUCAUUGGUUAUGGGGCAAAGUACUACUCUUACCUGAUGUCUCGAGCUGUAGCCUCCAUGGUCUGGAGGCAGUGUUUCCAUAAGGACCCCUUAAACAGGGAAACUGGAGAGCGCUACCGCCAAGAGAUGCUGGCUCAUGGGGGAGGGAAGGAGCCCAUGCUGAUGGUGGAAGGCAUGUUGCAGAAAAGCCCAUCCAUCGAGGAUUUUGUCGAUGCCCUCGUCUCUGACCUGGACCCAGAUUUUGAGACAUUCUUCAUGGACUCAGAGGGAUAAAUCACUACCUCUCAAAGCCUCCUCUUAAUAAAGGAAGGUCCUCACCUCAGGCUGUCUAGGGAAGGAGUGAAAGGCUAGGGUCACAGCCUUACAUUCUCUAAUACAGCAAGACUGCAGUCCAUUCUGAAAUGAUUGAGGUUACACCGUCCACACUAAGAUCAGUUGCUUCAUGGAAGGUGUUGAAUAUAAAGGCCACUAAGAACACAAUUUUAUAGAGUCUUACACUGAAAAGCAGACAAUAAGCUGACUAAGCAGAGAUGCCAUUUCAUUUACUAUUCAUGCCAUGUUUAGCAAUACAACUCUUAGUGUUAAUUGAGGCAGCAAUAAAAACACAAAACGUAUAGCAUAGCACUAACAUGCUACUGUGCAACAAUUGGCUUUUUUAUUAGAGCUUUUUAUUACUAGUGUAAAGAAUAUCCAAAGCAGAAUAGCCAUCAGUUUUUCCAACAUUUACUAUAUGGAUAAAACUAUAUGGAGCCCUGAUCAUCACACCCAUAUGUUCUUUGUGAACAUCCCAUUGCACAUUUAGUUCCCUGCUCCACACUUUUUAUUUGAUUUUGAAGCAUGCUUGUGGGAAUUUCUGUUCAUUCAGCCACAAGCGCAUUAGUGAGGUCGGGCACUGAUAUGGGACGAGGAAGCCUGUGGUGCUGUCAGGGUUACAGCUGAUCCCAGAAGUGUUCAGUGGAGGUGAGGUCACAGCUUUGUGCUGGACACUAAAGUUCUUCCACAUCAAUCUUGGCACACAGAGUCUUCCUGGAGCUUGCUUUUGUGCACAGGGCCAUUAUCAUGCUGGAACAUGUUUUGGGUGCCUCAGUUCCAGUAAAUUAAUGCUACAGCAUACAUAGGCAUUCUAUACAAAUGUGUGCUUCCAUCUUUGUGGUUCCAGUUUGGUGAAGACCCACAUAUGGGUCUGAUGGUCUUGUGUCCAAAAAAUGUUUUGCUGUGUAAUUUUUUGCACUUUUACUUUUGUCUCAAGCACAAAUAAAGGCAUAACCAUUUAAAAUCUAGUUAACCCCCAAAAAGAAGAGCAAAUGUAAAGAUUUCAUUAAAAUUGUGCACAGGGCCAUUAUCACAGAUUUCACCACAAGAUUUAUUAAAACAGCCUCGUUUUGGUAAAAUAGAAUUCAUCCACAGCAACAUGCAGUGGGUUUUACCAAACCACCACUGCUCAUACUGUAUAUUUUGAAAUCAAGGCAAAUGUGCAGUAUAAGCUUAAUCACUUCAGAAUGAACUGCACCACAGCUUCAGCCAGUAAAGGCCUUGUUAUUAGAUGAGUUAAAUUAGGAGUGCUUUCGUUUGGUAGCGAAGGAACCGAAUAAUUAGAAUGAAAUGAAUCCAUCUGUUGCACAAGUAAUGUGCACAAAUUAUGUCUCAUUUACUAGUCACGAAGAUGUACAUCUAAAUCCCUAAGAGAACUAAUUUCCAGUGGAAAUCCUGCAUGAGUUAAUUUUCAUUUUCUAUGAGCUGAGUAACUGCUCAAAGAUUUCAUUUUGACCUAAGGGUUCUUCUAAGGGGUCUGGAACCUUUUCUGAGAGGGCUGUGGGUUCUACAGAGGACAGUAUAUGGUUUCCAAGGUACCCUCAGAGGAGCAAACCCAAUACUUACUAAUCAAUUUAAUAGUUUACUCGUGUUUAGUCACUCAGGUACUGCCCUGUCUGUGUUUUUUUUUUCUUCCAAAAAGUUGAUGUACAGUUUUAAAUUCCUAGUGGAAUUUAAGGGACUUAUCACAAUUAACAACUGGUCAAUUUUGUGAUUGUUAAUCUUUUUUUUGUUUGUUUGUUUUGUUAGAUAAUCUCUAUCCUUUCAUCAUUAUCAUGGUCACUGCCUUAACUCACAGCCGCAGACAUGUGAUCACAAACUCCAUACUAGCUUUAUCCCCCUUCUACAAAGCACCUCUGGAAUGUUACCUAAAUACCUCAGAAGUGUCAUUAUAGUUAAGAAGCACCUAUUAGCCCUUUCAUGCACAAGCUGUUUAAAUAUAUAUAUUAUACCUGGAAUUAAUAUAGCAAUAUUCUGGACACAAACAUGCCCACAGUUUGAGUCUCAUGUGAUGCGGCUGAUUAUUGAGGGAAUCUUCAAAUAAACAAAGAAAUAAAAAAAAAAAAAAAAAAGAAAGAAAUUAAAUAAAUUAAAUGUAGUUUAAAGAAAAUCUACGGUGUCCAUUUCCAUUAAGUUUUGAUUAUUUAGUGUAUAAAGAUUGUAAAGAUGCACCAGACAAAAAAAGGCUGGAUCGUUCAUGUCCAGGUACAAUAACGGUCUCAAGUCCAUUACUGUACUUUUUUUUGGUAAGGUAUAAUUUACUGUAUCAUUAAUAUUUUCCUGCAAACAGCCUUAAAUUGACUGCUCAUAAGUAUUGACACUGUGCAUGUUUUUGAUUUUUUUUUUUUUUUUUUUUUUGUUCUUUCUUAUCGUUUUUUAUUGUAAUAUUCUUGUUGAGAAUUUUCUGGGGAUUUCCAGAAAAUCCUUUAGACUUAAUAAGAAAAGAAACUGCUGUAGACUGCAGUCUGCUGUACAGACCGUAACCAACAACAUUAAAUUCCAGGAAACUACAGAGCUUCACAUUUUUACAUUGAUUUAUGUUUGUAAAAGUUUAUUAAAUUUAAAAUAGAUUUUCAUGUAUGUAUGACUCUUGUUCAAUUCCGUGAUCAUUGCUUAUUUAUUUACAAUUAUGAAGAGCAAUAAAGUUCCUUACUUUCA